Messenger RNA from Lepus europaeus (European hare), 2360 nucleotides. RefSeq names its product death associated protein kinase 2 (gene DAPK2). Gene Ontology annotation, biological process: protein phosphorylation; intracellular signal transduction; positive regulation of apoptotic process. The record is from RefSeq and is a predicted model, not a curated record. The transcript has 10 exons. NCBI's taxonomy places the organism in Eukaryota, Metazoa, Chordata, Mammalia, Lagomorpha, Leporidae. Gene Ontology annotation, cellular component: nucleus; cytoplasm. The coding region runs from base 89 to 1540 and encodes 483 amino acids. Gene Ontology annotation, molecular function: ATP binding; protein serine/threonine kinase activity.
GCAGAGAGCGGAGCUGCGCACCGCGCACCCCUGGCCGGCUGCGGCUGCCGCAGCGCAACCUCCCGCUGGUCGUCUGGCUCAGGCCUCAAUGAGGAGCCCAAACAUGGAGACGUUCAAGCAGCAGAAGGUGGAGGACUUCUACGACAUAGGAGAGGAGCUGGGGAGCGGCCAGUUCGCCAUCGUGAAGAAGUGCCGGGAGAAGAGCACGGGGCUCGAGUAUGCAGCCAAGUUCAUCAAGAAGCGGCAGAGCCGGGCCAGCCGGCGGGGCGUGUGCCGGGAGGAGAUCGAGCGGGAAGUGAGCAUCCUGCGGCAGGUGCUGCACCCCAACAUCAUCACGCUGCACGACGUCUAUGAGAACCGCACCGACGUGGUGCUCAUCCUCGAGCUAGUGUCUGGAGGAGAGCUCUUUGACUUCCUGGCCCAGAAGGAGUCGCUGAGUGAGGAGGAGGCCACCAGCUUCAUUAAGCAGAUCCUGGAUGGGGUGCACUACCUUCACACAAAGAAAAUUGCUCACUUUGAUCUCAAGCCAGAAAAUAUUAUGUUGCUAGACAAGAAUAUUCCCAUUCCACACAUCAAACUCAUUGACUUUGGCCUGGCUCACGAAAUCGAAGAUGGAGUUGAAUUCAAGAACAUUUUUGGGACGCCGGAAUUUGUUGCUCCGGAGAUUGUAAACUACGAGCCCCUGGGCCUGGAAGCCGACAUGUGGAGCAUCGGCGUCAUCACCUACAUCCUCCUAAGCGGAGCGUCCCCUUUCCUGGGCGACACGAAGCAGGAGACGCUGUCCAACAUCACAGCAGUGAGUUACGACUUCGACGAGGAGUUCUUCAGCCAGACCAGCGAGCUGGCCAAGGACUUCAUUCGGAAACUGCUGGUUAAAGAGACCCGGAAGCGGCUCACCAUCCAAGAGGCUCUCUCUCACCCCUGGAUCACGUCGGGAGGAGAAGCCAGCACCCCCGAACAGCGGGAGACGGAGCCCCCCCAGCUGAAGACCAAGCGCCUGCGGGAGUACACCCUCAAAUGCCACUCAAGCAUGCCCCCCAACAACACCUAUGUCAACUUCGAGCGUUUUGCCCGUGUGGUGGAGGACAUGGCACGGGUGGAUGAGGGGUGCCGCGCCCUGGCAGGGGCCCACGACACACUGCAGGACGACGUGGAGGCGCUGAUCUCCAUCUACAACGAGAAGGAGGCUUGGUACCGAGAGGAGAAUGAGAGCGCCCGGCACGACCUGUCCCAGCUCAGGUACGAGUUCCGCAAGGUGGAGUCCUUGAAGAAGCUCCUGCGAGAGGACCUCCAGGCCACCAGCGCCAGCCUGGGGAGCGUGGCCCGGAAGCUGGAGUGUGUGCAGGAGCAGUUCGGGGCCCUGAGGCGGGAGCUGUCCGCGGACCUACAGUGGAUGCAGGAAGUGGUGAACGGCUUCCAGCUGGAGAGUGGGCGCACAGAUGGCCUGGGCUCCGUGUUCCGUGGGGACGCGAGCGAAUCUCUGUCGGAGCUGCUCAGCAGAGUCUGCAGUGAGGAAAUCCUGGGCGCCGUGCAGUUCUGAGCCCCAGGAUCCGGCCGCAAUGCCUCCGAUGGCUUGCACACGUGUGUGCUCACCCACCUGCGGGGCUGUGUGUCUGCAGCAGGGCCUCCCGCCCGCUCCACGGACCCAGGACUGCUGAGGGGCUGGCUCCUGAUUCACGACACACAACCCUGCACCCACCCACCCAGUCUCCUCGGAGAUGCUGGAGAGGCAGCCACGCUGGGAAAGCCCCCCACAGGGUCCCCGUCUCCGAGGGAGGAUAAUUAAUGUGAGAUAACGGAUUUGUUCACUUCUCACUUCCCGCCUCCGCGAAUCUCAGAGUGAGGUCUUGGGCCACAUUUGAUUAACUAAGCCAGCAGGGCGACUUGCUGCUGCAGAAUAGGGGUGUGAAAUGCACAGAGAAAAUAAUAUUCUCUUUCAUGUGCACUGACUUUUCACUUCCCAAGCCCUUAGGCCUGUGGCCUCGCCUGAUCCUUAAAAGAAUUCUCUGAGGCGAGGAGAUGGGUGGUGCCAUUAUUAUUAUUAUUAUUAAUUAUUAUUAUUUCUGUGUAACUGAUGAGGAACUUAGAAAGAUUCUAAUGACUUAGAACCUUUCACAGCCAGUUGAAUCCGAUGAGUAGAAACCAAGGAUGCAGCCGCACUGUGGUACAGCGGGUAAAGCUGUGGCCUGCAGUGUCGGCAUCCCAUAUGGGCGCUGGUUUGAGUCCUGGCUGCUCCACUUCCAAUCCAGCUCUCUGCUGUGGCCUGGGAAAGCAGUGGAAGAUGGCCCAAGUCUUUGGGCCCCUGCACCCACAUGGGAGACCCAGAAGAAGCUCCUGGCUCCGAGUGGACACAGCUCUGG